CUUCUGUUUACUACUCACAUUAUAACACUUCUCCUUCAACAAUGUCGAUCACUCCAGCUUUUGCUUUUCUACUCACAUUCUUCCUCGCUGUUGCUCUCGUCAAACCUCAACCCCUCCAGGGCUCGGUCCGUUGUCUCGACUGCCCUCUCAACUCCGAUCUCUCAGGACUUCAAGUUUUGGUGAAAUGUGACAAAGUGAAGAAGCUGGCCAUGGCCUACACCGAGGAAGACGGCGUCUUCACGACGGACCUUCCAUCGGACGGGACAGAGACGGCCACCGCAACUCCCUCCAACUGCAUGGCCAAGAUCAUGGGAGGGCCCCACCAGCUCUACAUAUCUAAUAAGGACUCCGUCGUUGCAAUUACCAGUGCCAAGGAAAAGGGAGGCCAUUUCACUACCGCCACACCCCUCACCUUCUACAAAGCAUGCCCUGCAAAGGGGAGGUGUGGAGGCAAAGACAAUGGAUUUGAUUCCUCCAAGACUGUGGAUGUGCCCUUGCCAAGAGAGUGGGGUCUAGCACCAUCUAGCUAUUACGUCCCAUUUAUCCCAAUAAUUGGGAUUCCUUAAUUAAUUACUAUUAUUAGUGUGUUUGUCAUAAUUAAGACAAGGAAACACAGGUUUGUUUGUUGUUUUCAUAUGUUUGUUUAUUUAAGUGCUUGAGUCAGAGAAAGACGAGUGUGUUUGAUUGUGUGUUAUAGAUAUGAUCAAUAAGUUUCUGUGCUGGUAGGACGUUUGUAGCUGCUUUUAUAAAGUGGUUUGCUUCUUCAA
Messenger RNA from Salvia hispanica, 767 nucleotides. RefSeq lists its product as uncharacterized. NCBI's taxonomy places the organism in Eukaryota, Viridiplantae, Streptophyta, Magnoliopsida, Lamiales, Lamiaceae. The record is from RefSeq and is a predicted model, not a curated record.